Molecule: messenger RNA, 2700 nt
Organism: Volvox carteri f. nagariensis
Lineage: Eukaryota; Viridiplantae; Chlorophyta; Chlorophyceae; Chlamydomonadales; Volvocaceae
Exons: 16
Coding region: 1-2700 (899 amino acids)
Biological process (GO): regulation of DNA-templated transcription; nuclear-transcribed mRNA poly(A) tail shortening
Cellular component (GO): nucleus; CCR4-NOT core complex; P-body
Source: RefSeq, a predicted model, not a curated record
AUGCCGCAGUACUCGGCUCACAAGCAAGCGCACGACCAAGAAAACCAGAAUCAGCGGGAGAAGCUUGAAGGAGAGCUUAAGAAGGAGAUUAAGAAGCUGCAGCGGUUGCGAGAGCAGAUAAAGGGAUGGAUCGCUGGAGCGGAUAUCAAGGACAAGCAGCCGUUGAUCGAUGCACGCAAGUCUAUAGAGCGCGAUAUGGAGCGUUUCAAGGCUUGCGAAAUGGAGGCCAAAGCGAAGGGCAGCGCAGCAGGGGGAGCCGACCGUGAUUCUACGCAGCGCGCAAAGGACGAGGCGCGGGACUGGAUUAAGACGGUCGUGGAUCAGCUUACUGAGAAGGUGGAGUCCAUGGAAGCGGAAAUGGAGGAGCUGCAGGUGACCGUUAAGAAGCGUCAGAAACCCCCCGUCCGGUUGACCUCCCUGGAGGAGACAGUGGGCCGCCACAAGGACCACAUCGACCGAUUGGAGAAGGUGCUGCGGUGUAUCGACAAUGAGACCAUCCAACCGGAUGAGCUGUCGGAUCUGAAGGAGGAGAUGGACCUCUACCUGCUCACAACGGAUGAUACGGUGUGGGGAGCAGGAGUCCGCUGCGGCCUGGGGAGGAGGGAAACGGGAGGGGAAGGGGGUUGGGUGGGUGCGGAGGCCACAGGGGACGAGGCCCCACUCACAACAUCCCAAACUGGAAUUUUGUGCGCACAGAACACCGAGGACGGCGAGGACAUGGGGAUGGACCUAUCCAACGUGGACGACAUGUACGGCAUGUUCCAGGACCGUUUGGAUGCAGUGGACAAUGCGGCCCCGGCGGCGCCCCUACACAGCGUCAAGCACGGCAAGGGCGGCAGGGAGAAGGAGGCGGAGGAGGCGAGGGAGAAGGAACGGGAACGGGAGCGGGCUGCGGCGGCAGCUGCUAAGGCGCAACUCAUAGCGCAGGCAGGUGGCCUCUUUUUUUUCCGCAUAUGGUAUGUACGCGUGGUGUGGUGGUGUGUACGACAGGGGAAUACGAAUUUAAAGCUUCACGACGAGGACGAAGUACGGAAGCCCCUCGCCAACGCCAGCAGCGUCGGAGCGGGGCCUGGCAAUGGCGUCAGCGUCAGCGGUGGCAGCGUCGGUGCCGCCGCCGGCGGCAAGCCCUCGACACCUGUGGCGGCGCCGCCAGCGACCACGACGGCAGCGGCGGGGCCUGGUCUUCCUCUUGCCGUACCGCCGCUGGCGGCGCCGCAGCCGUCAGUGGGGCCGUCGGGAUCAAGGCAGACGGCGCCGUCGACGCCAGCAAAGGAACCCGACUCUGGUACGGCCACGCCGCGAACAGCCACCAUGGCGCCAUCAACAGCAUCCCCGGGGUUGUCCUCUUCAGAAGCAGCCUCGCCGAUGCCGCCUGGCGGCGGCGCCGUCGGGACCCCCCACGCCGCUGGGCCCGUCUUGGGCCCUAUGUCCUUGGGCGCCCACGGGCAGCCGCCGCCGCCGCCGCCGCCGCCUCCCCCGCCUGGGAUGGCCCUGGCGGGAGGGGGGCCGGCGAGGACGCCGACGUCAGGGGGUCCGACGGCAAACGGCGGUGGCGGCGGCGCCGGUGGCAUGGAUGGCGGCGGCGGGGUGCCGCGUUGGCUGGCGGCGGCGGCGUCCGGGGGCCCUGCGGGGGGAUCCCAGGGCUCGGAGGCCCCGCACUCCAUCCGGGACUUGUCAUCUACGCAGAACGGAGCGGGGCCGGGGCCACGGCAGGGUCCAGCGUCUGCAUCAUCAGCGGCGGCGGCUGCGGCGACCGCCGGCGGUGGUGGCGGCGGCGGCGGCUUUGCCGCCACCGGGCCGGGGACCGCAGGAACGCCGUCGGGUACUGCUGACGGCGGCGGCGGCGGCGGGCCGUUGGCGUCGUCCGCCGCCGCGGCGGCGGCGGGUCGUCAGCCCACGGACCGAGGGCCCGCUGCCGGUCCCAGCGGGCCCAGUGGCAUGACGGACGCACUCACGGCGCGAAUGGCAGGCGUGGUACUGGGGGGAAGUGGAGCCGCCAACGCCAACGUCAACGCGUCGUCGGCCGGAGCCGGCCCUGGCUCACGAGCCAGCAGUGCCGGCGGGAUGGGCUUGUCGCCGCAGUCCGCGGCCGCUGCCGCCGCCGCCAGCAGCGCAGGCAGCGCCGGCGGCGGCGGCGGGUUGUUGCUUCCCGGGGAUCUUCCCCCGGUAGUUCCCGCGUAUUCGGUGUCCGCUGCGAAACAGAUCCUGGAGGCUUGUUACGCACGCGGGGUGAUACCACACCUAUCCGACACGGAAUGGAAACACACACGGCCACGGCACCCCGUUGCCGUACCCGCGUCGUACCCCAAGACGGCGCCCGAGGUGGUUGACAACCCGGCGCUCUUCAGGAAAAUGGACCCCGAGUGCCUGUUCUUCGCCUUCUACUUCCAGCCCAAUACAUACCAGCAGUUUCUGGCGGCACACGAGCUCAAGCGGCAGUCCUGGCGCUUCCACCGCCACCACAACGCCUGGUUCCAAAGAUUCACGGAGCCAGCCGUGACUUCGGAGGAGUACGAGCAGGGGGCCUACGUGUACUUUGACUACAAUAUUGUGCACGAUGACAUGCAGACCGGUUGGUGCUAUCGGCGCAAAGAGAACUUCACGUUUCGGUACGACGCUCUGGAGGACGAGUUGCGUGUUGCCAACCUGACGCCGCAGCAGACGGUUGCGAUGGCGAUGGCGCAGGUGCAGGGGCUGUGA